AUCCAUUGGAUCGUCAGAUGCUGACCGGUUUUGAUCUGUACACUGGUCAUAGCGCAACCGGUCUGCUCACCGGGCGCAUUAUAAAGUAAAAUCACGAAAAUCACGUACGUUAAAUUCGUAAAUUCUAUCCGCAGAGGCUACAAGUCCUAACGCAAGAUUGCGCAGUGAUUUAUCGAUUAUGUGGCUCCAAUUGAGUUAUUUAUUGUGCCUCUCAAUUGCGGUGGGUUUUAUAAAGAAAGAUAUCUGUGCGGUGGCACAAAAUCCCGCUCAAACAAACAAUUCUUUACGAAUUGAUCCUCAAGUUGAAGAUGAUGAAGAUUUUGUGCCCUACCAGGGUGAACGCUUCACUGUAUUCGAUUGGAUGUUAUUUAGGAGCCUAAGUAAGACAAAUAGAGGAAAUAUAUUAUUGUCGCCAAUAUCCAUAAAAUUAGCAUUAGUGCUCCUUUAUGAGGGAGCUCAAGAUCAAACCGCACACGAACUUGCCGGAGUCCUACAACUUCCAGUGAGUCCACUGGCCAUUCGAGAGAAGUUUAAUAAUAUUAUGAAAUCUUUGCAGGCCCCGUCUCCUGCGUACACUUUAAAUCUAGGUUCGCGAAUUUAUAUCGAUGAUAAUAUACUGACCAGACAACGUUACGCAGCGACGAUAAAAACAUUUUAUAAUACUGAUGUGAUCAACGCCAAUUUGUCUGACACGCACGCAAUUGCGACUAAAGUUAAUUCUUGGGUCAAUAAUAUUACGAAUGGACAUAUUGGAAAGAUGAUAAACGAUGAAAAAGGUCUAGAGGACUCAGUGAUGCUGAUUGUAAAUGGAUUAUUUUUCAAAGGAGCCUGGCGCCGCAAAUACUUCGCUCCCGAAAAUAAUCGAGUUUCCAAAUUUUACGUAAAUGCUAACGAGAGCGUAAACGUGCCGUAUAUGCACACUAUAAGUCGAUUUUAUUAUGCCGAAUCGUCCAGACUUGAUGCAAAGAUUCUGCGAAUUCCAUACGACGGCUUAAAAUUUGCUAUGUACAUUAUACUACCGCACACGCUGACAGGUGUGGAUCACAUUGUCAACGAGAUUAAUUCGUUUACAUUGGCGAGAGAUGUAUGGGCCAUGCAGGAAUUGCCUCUUGAUGUUUGGAUCCCGAAGUUCAAGUUUGAGUUUACGAGCCAUUUGGAAAAUACUUUGCGUGAGCUUGGUAUCCGCGAUAUCUUCGACGAUACCGCGCUGCUGACGGGUAUAGCAAAAACGAGACGGGCUUCCAGACGUUUGCGGGUGUCUGAUGUAGUACAUAAAACUGGAAUAGAGAUGAAUGAAAAUGGAACGACUGCUUACGCUGCAACAGAAAUACAGAUUGGAAAUAAAAUAGAAGAAGGAACGUUCCAUGCUAAUCAUCCGUUCGUGUUCUACAUUGAAGAUGAGACCACCGGCACUAUCCUUUAUGUAGGCAAAAUUCAGAAUCCCUUGAAUAUAUCUGGAACUACUGGAAAAGUGCAGCAGGAAAACUCCGAAAUUGUAUUGAAAUAUGUCAUUAAACGCGAUAAGAAAUAUAGUGUGUCUAGAACAAUGGCUAUAAAUGCAUAUGUACGAUCUUAUUCUUGUAAUAUGAAAUCACACAUUGUAUUAAUGUCAUUUCCAACAGUUGUUCCAGCUGUACUCAGUACUGAGGAUCGAUACUCUUUUUUCAACAUCGAUCUCCUGCAGAGAGUAAACGAGAAUGUGGAGGGUAAUCUGAUACUGUCUCCUGCUAGUGCGAAAAUCGCCCUUACGAGUCUGGUGGAAGCUACGGGUGGUCGAACACGUCACGAGCUUCUUGCAGCUCUGAGAUUACCAGCAGAAGAAUAUAUCAUCAGGAGAAUAGCGGGUCGCUCUCUUAUACCGCUAAAAAGCCAACAAAAUGGCACGGAAAUCGAUGUAGCAACUCGCUUGUGGAUCAAUCCGGCUCUUGCGGCAUCUACUAAUUAUAUAACCGCCUUAAAUACUUAUUAUGGAACUGAUAUUCAACAGCUGAAUUUCGAGAAUACAAACGAUGCAGCCAAUAUCAUCAAUUCCUGGGUUCGCGAGAACACGCGGAAUAAUAUCAAGACGAUUAUUCAGCCUGGCACUCUUAGCGCCAAUACUCAGAUGCUGUUAACUUCGUCCUUGUACUUCAAAGGACGAUGGUUGAAGUCCUUCGACAAGGACGCUACCCGUGUACGGUGCUUCCAUGUUCCUCAGAGUGGCUGCCAAGAUGUUCUUAUGAUGGAGAAAUCUUCGAAGUAUCGAUAUGGCAAUGUAGCUUCUCUUGAUGCUGAUGUAGUAGAAAUCCCGUACUCGAAUGGUAGGACGUCUAUGCUGAUAUUCCUUCCGUCUCAUGAAGAGAGCGAUCCGUACCUUCAGAUUUUGUUCAAAGAUCUGUCGUAUGUACCGAUGAAAACGCUACUCACUAGUCUCAACGAAACUGAAUUAAUACUUGCUAUUCCGAAAUUUAGUAUCGAGAGUAAACUAGAUUUGCGUUCACCCUUAAUGCGCAUGGGUGUACAGGAUAUUUUUAGUUCUGCAGCAAAUUUCACUGGAAUCGUGUUCAAUGAACACUUGCUAUUAGCAAAUAUCAUUCAAAAUGCUAAGAUAGAAGUGGACGAAGAAGGAACUGUCGCUACUGCGGCGACAGAACUUGCAGUUGUACCGCUCAUGGCUAACAUGGUUCCAACUUUCAUAGUAAAUAGACCAUUUAUAUUUGCCAUUGUUGAUCUAGCAACAAGUGAGACUCUUUUCGCUGGUCGUUUCAUGGGUCCUAAUGCAGAUAACUCCAGAGGCACCAUUUAAAGAAAGGUUUAAUAUUCAUCUACAAUCAGUUUUGUACUUAAAAAGUGCUUAAAAUAUAAAGGACUUACAUAUAAUAAUGCUGCU
Messenger RNA from Mycetomoellerius zeteki, 2869 nucleotides. RefSeq lists its product as uncharacterized. Gene Ontology annotation, molecular function: serine-type endopeptidase inhibitor activity. Bases 179 to 2785 code for a protein of 868 amino acids. Lineage: Eukaryota; Metazoa; Arthropoda; Insecta; Hymenoptera; Formicidae. The record is from RefSeq and is a predicted model, not a curated record. The transcript has 15 exons.